CCUGAAGUGAGCGAUGGAGCAGUUGUCCUGUCAGGGUUUGUCCACAGAUUUGACAGUCAGUGUCACAUUGUCCACAGAUUUGACAGUGAGUGUCACAUUGUCCACAGAUUUGACAGUCAGUGUCACAUUGUCCACAGAUUUGACAGUGAGUGUCACAUUGUCCACAGAUUUGACAGUGAGUGUCACAUUGUCCACAGAUUUGACAGUCAGUGUCACAUUGUCCACAGAUUUGACAGUGAGUGUCACAUUGUCCACAGAUUUGACAGUGAGUGUCACGGGCUCUCAGCUAGAACUGUCAGGUUUUGUCCUGUCAGAAAGUGUUUGUCACAAUUGUAGACUUACAAGGAAAAGUUUGAGCCCAGUCAUGAUGGCUGGUUGCUUCAGUGUCCAGCAUUGUUUGGUUCCUGUGUGUGCAGUCAUGUCGUUCUCUAGCUGUGUGUGCAGUCAUGUCAUUCUCUACCUGUGUGUGCAGUCAUGUCGUUCUCUACCUGUGUGUGCUGUCAUGUCGUUCUCUAGCUGUGUGUGCAGUCAUGUCGUUCUCUAGCUGUGUGUGCAGUCAUGUCGUUCUCUAGCUAUGUGUGCAGUCAUGUCGUUCUCUACCUGUGUGUGCAGUCAUGUCGUUCUCUACCUGUGUGUGCAGUCAUGUCGUUCUCUAGCGGUGUGUGCAGCCAUGUCGUUCUCUAGCUGACUUGUGCCCUGUGUACCUGAUGUAUCCUGUGUCCUGUGUGACAUGUCGUGUCCCUGUAUCCUGUGGUCCUGUGUGACAUGUCGUGUCCCUGUAUCCUGUGUCCUGUGCGACAUGUCGUGUCCCUGUAUCCUGUGGUCCUGUGUGACAUGUCGUCUCCCUGUAUCCUGUGGUCCUGUGUGACAUGUCGUCUCCCUGUAUCCUGUGGUCCUGUGUGACAUGUCGUCUCCCUGUAUCCUGUGGUCCUGUGUCGUCUCCCUGUAUCCUAUGUCCUGUGUGACAUGUCGUCUCCCUGUAUCCUGUGGUCCUGUGUCGUCUUUCUGUAUCCUGUGGUCCUGUGCGACAUGUCGUGUCCCUAUAUCCUGUGGUCCUGUGUAACAUGUCGUCUCCCUGUAUCCUGUGGUCCUGUGUGACAUGUCGUCCCUCUGUAUCCUGUGGUCCUGUGUGACAUGUCGUCUCCCUGUAUCCUGUGGUCCUGUGUGACAUGUCAUCUCCCUGUAUCCUGUGGUCCUGUGUCGUGUCCCUGUAUCCUGUGGUCCUGUGUGACAUGUCGUGUCCCUGUAUCCUGUGGUCCUGUGUCGUGUCCCUGUAUCCUGUGGUCCUGUGUCGUGUCCCUGUAUCCUGUGGUCCUGUGUCGUCUCCCUGUAUCCUGUGGUCCUGUGUGACAUGUCGUGUCCCUGUAUCCUGUGGUCCUGUGUCGUGUCCCUGUAUCCUGUGUCCUUUGUCGUCUCCCUGUAUCCUGUGUCCUGUGUCGUGUCCCUGUAUCCUGUGGUCCUGUGUCGUCUCCCUGUAUCCUGUGGUCCUGUGUGGUGUCCCCUCGUUUGACCCAGUUCCCACUCCUGUCUCGUGUGCUUCGAGAUGUACCAUCUGCUGUAGCUGCUUUCCCCUGUCAGUUGAUGGGACGAUGGUAUUGUUUCUUGAGAACUGUCAGUUGAUGGGACGAUGGUAUUGUUUCUUGAGAACUGUCAGUUGAUGGGACGAUGGUAUUGUUUCUUGAGAACUGUCAGUUGAUGGGACGAUGGUAUUGUUUCUUGAGAACUGUCAGUUGAUGGGACGAUGGUAUUGUUUCUUGAGAACUGUCAGUUGAUGGGACGAUGGUAUUGUUUCUUGAGAACUGUCAGUUGAUGGGACGAUGGUAUUGUUUCUUGAGAACUGUCAGUUGAUGGGACGAUGGUAUUGUUUCUUGAGAACUGUCAGUUGAUGGGACGAUGGUAUUGUUUCUUGAGAACUGUCAGUUGAUGGGACGAUGGUAUUGUUUCUUGAGAACUGUCAGUUGAUGGGACAAUGUGUACGAGAACCGUCAGUUGAUGGGACAAUGUGUAUGAGAACUGUCAGUUGAUGGGACAAUGUGUACGAGAACUGUCAGUUGAUGGGACCAUGGGAUUGUUUAUGAAUGAGAACUGUCACUUUAUGGGACAAUGUCGCUCAGAGCAGAGUGACCCACCACUUCUACUUCUAUUACUUUCUAGGUUGUUUUGGUUUUUUUACAGUUCUGUUUUUCAAUUAUUUUUUCCAGUACUGUUAAUCUUUUUUUUCCCCCAGUACUGUUACUGUUUUUGUUUGAGGUUGUAUCGCAUCUGUGAUUGCUUGUGUGGUUUGGCUGGGUGGCUGGGGUGAUGCUGACAACGCCCUUCUGUUGACCGAACCACGAGUGGUCAGCGAUGGACACCACUUGGUUGUUUAUUUCUGGUGCAGUAUUGUUUUGUUAUGUUGUCAAUAUUCUGUGAGUGUAGUUUGAGUUAUUUACCGAGUUCAUGACCGUUCUGAUGCAUUCUGAUUUGGUUGAUUACAAUUGAUUGGAAGAUCUAUAGCUAUAUAAUAGAUAUAAUGGGUUUGUCUUUUCCUUCCAUGUUUCAUUCUAACUUUGGUUGCUAGACACACAGUGUAGCCGUCUACCAUCAUAAACUUUUGAUUUUGUUUAUUAAGAGAAUCAUAUUAUCAACUCUUGCUAAGGUGAGACAUGUAUAUAUUCUAAUAAAUAACAUUGAUGUGAUAAAAAAAAC
Aplysia californica (California sea hare) is the source of this 2688-nucleotide messenger RNA. RefSeq lists its product as uncharacterized. The coding region runs from base 14 to 544 and encodes 176 amino acids. The record is from RefSeq and is a predicted model, not a curated record. The transcript is spliced from 2 exons. NCBI's taxonomy places the organism in Eukaryota, Metazoa, Mollusca, Gastropoda, Aplysiida, Aplysiidae.